GGGCAUGACUCGGAUGUCACCGCACUCGUCAUCUCCUCAGAUGGGCGGUGGGUAGCGACGGCCUCCAAGGACUUCACCAUCAUCCUGUGGGAUGCCCGAGACGCAUGCAUCUUACAAGAGUGGUUCGCCCGUAGCGGAGAGGUCAGGGAUCUCGCCUUCUCACCAGACGGCCAACGGCUCGCGUCUACCGGUGAAGACGGCAUGGUCGCAUUCUGGGACAUCAGUCGCAGUCCGCAUCAAGUCGCCACCCUCCAGGGUCAUCCUACUCCUCUCAAAGGCUGCGCGUGGUCCAGUGAUGGUGCUUAUAUUGCAUCCCAAGAGGAUGACCGCACUAUGCGACUCUGGGAUGGACGCACGUAUCAACCGCUACCCCACGGAUUUCCCACCACAGCGAGAUUCAGCCCGCAAAGUACACACGUUGCUGCUUCAUAUACAAGUGGAACGGUCCGUGUCUGGGACGUAGCAACUAGAGCGGCGCCCCUGCUCUUGCGGGGGCACGAAGAUUGGGUCCGCGAUGUCGUCUUUUCCCCAGAUGGCCGGCUACUGCUCUUAGCAUCGGUGGACAGGACGAUGACGAUAUGGAAUACUCACACAGGGGCCAUGGUCCGGUCGCUCAAGGGGCACACGGGCGCGGUGUUCACGGCAUGCUUCUCACCGUGUGGGAAGUAUAUCGCCUCUGCAUCUGAAGACAAGACGGUGAGGCUGUGGGAGACGGGGACGGGAUCAUGCAUGAAGAAGCUCUUCGACCACGGUUCAUGGGUCCAGCAUGCAGCGUUUACUCCGGACGGGACAAUGUUGUGGUCUGCAGCGUACAAUGGGACUGUUCUGGGUCGUCGGCUACAGGACAUUGUUCCGGACGAAUUCGAAUCUUGA
This is a messenger RNA of Dichomitus squalens LYAD-421 SS1, 873 nucleotides long. Its product is annotated as WD40 repeat-like protein. The annotation marks the transcript as partial. Gene Ontology annotation, molecular function: protein binding. The record is from RefSeq and is a predicted model, not a curated record. Lineage: Eukaryota; Fungi; Basidiomycota; Agaricomycetes; Polyporales; Polyporaceae. The transcript has 2 exons.